AUGCAGAAUACUAAUUUCCAAGAAGAUUCAAACAUCAAACUUAGACUCACUUAAAAUGAGCCCACAUCUUCUAGAAGCAUCAUCAAUGCCCACUAGUAACUACCUCCAACUUAGAAUCAGUAGCAUAUGCCUAAAUUAAAGUUUGCUAUCACUGGAAUGAACUGUGAGCUGCCAGCUGCUUUAAGUCAGCGCAGAAAUUCAGCUUUAUAAUCUUUAUUUGCAACAACGACCUCAAUCGGUUCAGCCUUAAAUUCAGCCAGAGGUGGGAAUCUCAACCUUACCCAGGGCAUAACAGACGCUAAUGGAGCCUAAGUCAACCUUGAAAGUACUUAAGAAUUAAAGGCAUUUGCCACAGUAGAUAUGGCUAAGAUAAAUAAAGAUCGGUCCUAUUAAUUAAAAUUGGCGCUUGAAGAUAAUAUGAGAGAGAAGGAGAAAGAAUUCGGGGAUACAAAGAAUACAUAUCAGCAGUACAGAGAUGAAUACGAACGAAUCAGCAAGAAAUUCACUGAUAAGAACUCAGAGUUGGAGAAUGAACAGAACAAACAGAAGCAGGUCCUUAUAAAUCUCAAGGAAUAACUAAGAGAAAUAGACCGAGAGUAUAAGCAAUCAUUGGGAGAGUAUUAAGAAUUCUCAAAGAUCAAUGUAACUAAGAUUGAGGAGUAUUAAGCUAAGAUAGAUUCCUCAUCUAAGGCUUUAAAGAAGUUUGAAGAUGAAUUACAGGCUCUGAAUGCUUAAAAGAAGGGAUAUCAGAUGGGGGCAGACAUGCAAAAGAAAGUCAGAAUUUAAGAAUUAGAUAUGAAGAUCAUGCCUAUUAAGGAUGAAAAAGAAAAAGUGGAGCUGCAUUUGGAGAUGCUAAAAGAAAACAUGAGAAUGCUGAUAGAAGUCAAGUCCUAGAACGAAAAUGAAAGAAUGAUGAUUCAAGAAGAUUUGACAGUGUCUGAAAGUAACAAAAUGGAAUUAGUAUUUCAAAGAGAAGAGCUUGAGGGCUAUAUGGAGAAGAUCAAGUAUGAAAAUUGUGAUCUAAGAUUCAUUGCUGAGUAAAAUUUGGACUUAAAGGAUUGGGAUAUCAUAAUCGAAAGACUGAUUGAUGACAAGUAGAAGACGCUACUACUAGAUCUGAUCAGAGAAUUACAAUAAUACAUCCUUGGAAUGAGUUCAGGAACAACUGACAACAGUGUUAUGCAAUCAGAUGAGCUUGAAGAACUUGAGUAUCUUAUAAAUAAAGGCAAGAUAUAGCUGUCGUAAGCUGUGGAUAUUAUUGUUGAGUUUGCUUAGAGAAAAAUGAAGCUUGAGUUAAGUCCUGAUUCUCUUUUUGAAAAACUUAAUCAAGUAAGCCAAAAUAUCGACAUUGAUUCAAUAAAAGAGGGCCUUAACAGUCUCGAAGAGAUCGAGCGAUAGAUGCAUAAAUUAGAUUCAAAGAUUAAAGUCACCUAUAAUAGAUGCUAAAAUGAAUUGAAACCAAGAUAUAAGGCAUUGAAUUUGAGUGAGUAGAACUUUUCAGAUUAAAUUCUAAAGGCAGAGAGCACUAUAACUGAGCUAUAAGAAUAUCUCAACGAGAUAGUCAAGGAGAUAGAUAGAAUUCAAUAAGAAUUCGAUGAUACAUAUCAGCCAAAUAAUGAAGAAUAUCAGGAUAUUGAAAUCAAAAUUUAAUCCUUAUAGGAAAAGAUUUAAGAAAUCGAAUACCAAAUUGAUAACUAUAAGCAAGAGCUAUAGCAAAAUGAGUUAAAUAAGAUUGAUGCAAUUAAUGAAAAAUCUAUGAGAAGCACGGAGUUUGAGUAAUUUCAACAAUACUACGAUUAAAUUACUAAUCAGUUAAAGGAAGAAAUCAGAAAGGAGAGGCAGAUGCAAAACGAAGGAUUCUGUAAUCCAGCAAUAGAAGAAUUAUCAGUACUCGUAGCCUAGCUUAAGUGUGAUAAGGAAAGCGCAAGUAAAAGACUUAAAUAUAUUUAGACUAAACUCACCAAUGCUGAGGAAUCAGUCUAGCAUGCUAAGCAAGUCCUUGACAAUCACAUUUUAUAGGCUUAACAAGAUUAACUCAAUCAUAAAGUCUAGGCUCCCAUCAACUUCCAGAUAAAAAGAAAUAUAUCAAGUGCUGGUGCUCAUGGAGGAAGUCAUGCUCAAACCAUAUUUGGUCCAACUUAAAAUACUAGAAUCACUAAUAUAUAGUAAAAAGCAUAAACACUGACUCACGGUCAAGUCCUGAGCCCAACAAGAGAGGAAAGUAGGUUUGAAAGCAGAAGAGGCACAUCUGCUUAAAAGGAUAGAAUGAUAACACCUUAAAUCUUUAAUGAGAAUGAAAGGAUGCAUUCUCACUUCAUCGAAAACCCCAUGAACAUGAGUUAAACUGAAAUGAAAAAAGAUCCUAACAGAAACUAUACGAGUGAGAUUAAACAAAGGCAUGAUCAAUCUGACUAGUCUCAGGUAAAGAAAGACAAAUCUACUAUUGAUAUGGUCAGAUACUACUACGAGUCAUCUUCAGCAAUGUCCUCAGAGGAUUCAAUGAACAAUCAUUAUAAUUAAUACGCUCAAUCAAGAAAUCAAGUUUAGUAAAAGCAUAUUCCUAUUCAGAGCCUUAUCACACCAAGAGACCCUCUGCAAGAAAUUCAAAAUAUUUAGUUGAAGCAGAAUCAAUCAGUUAUAGAAGGUCAACAGCUGAUGUCAGCAAAAUCAAGUGAAUCUAUGAAUUAGAGUGUUUAUUAAUAUGAAAGAAAGAACAGCGUGCAAUACAGUAACGAGCAAAUAGCUAGCUUAUCUCUCUAUAAUAAUCAAAAUCAACAUAACAAUAGAAAUGUAAGAGUUGCCCUGAGACAAAGCAACACCAGUCUAGAUUGUAAGCAAUAAAGUCGAACAGUAAUAAUGGCUUAAUACGGAUCAUUUAAAGAGAACAUAACUCCAAAUAGUCUAUCAAACUUAAAUGAUUCAAAGUCAAGUUUUAACAUGAGGAAAUAUAGCCAGGCCACUAAUGUGUCCCAGAUAAGCAACUAAAGCAUCCUGUAAACUAUUUAAACCAUUAAUGGCUAGACAAGACCACCUGCUGUUCCAUAAUCUAAAUAAUAUUUAACCUCACAGACCAAUAUUGAGCAGACUCCAAGAGGAUCAUCUCACAAACCUAAAAUUCAAACAACAACUAAAACUAGUACUAAUUCUAGAAAUAAUAGCAAAGACGGAUUCUAAACUUAGCAAAAGCCUGUUUAAACUAAAAUGAGGCUGCAUGUAAAUGUUAACAAUACUGGAAGAGCAAUCUAAUCAGGAGUAGUUGAUCUAUCAAAGUGCUAGUAAAGCUAGAAAGACAUUUAGUUCUUUGAAAGUAUAAAGCCCUUAGUAGAAGGAGCUCAGUUCUUAACUUAAAGAGAUGGCUAGUUUGUGCUUAAACAGUUCUACAUCGAUUUUUCACUUAUGAGAAUGUUUAUGGUCAACUUUAACGGAGAAAAAGAAAUACUUAUGAUUGAGAAUAUUUUAAAACCUGAGCUACCGCAAUCUACUCUAGAUUAAAUAAGGCAAGAGAAGAACUAAUCACCAGGAAAGUAAGGAGUGAUCAUGAAUUAGGGAAAGAGAUAUGAAUACAAUUUGAUAGUAAAUAUCGGUGGUAAUCUUGAAAGAAUGCAAAUCCUGGCUAUGUCUUACGAGGAACUAAGGCUUUGGAUAGUUGGGAUUAACGCCUUAAUCUAAUAUAAGAGCAGUCUAAUGAGACUCUCAUCACAGAUUAUAUCUCAGUGA
Messenger RNA from Stylonychia lemnae, 3717 nucleotides. The record is from the annotation of a GenBank genome assembly. NCBI's taxonomy places the organism in Eukaryota, Ciliophora, Spirotrichea, Sporadotrichida, Oxytrichidae.